Molecule: messenger RNA, 1422 nt
Organism: Rangifer tarandus platyrhynchus (Svalbard reindeer)
Lineage: Eukaryota; Metazoa; Chordata; Mammalia; Artiodactyla; Cervidae
Source: the annotation of a GenBank genome assembly
AUGUUGAAGAUCUCAUUACUUGCAAAGGACAACAACAGCAAGCCCAAGUCCUUGGAUGAAGGGGCCAAGUCACUCUCGGAAAGUAAUGGUGUCACUUCAGAGAGGAUCCAUCUUGCAGAGGAAGCCAAUGGAUUGUCGAUGAUGCAAACCUUGAUUCAUUUACUGAAAUGCAACAUUGGCACAGGGCUCCUGGGACUUCCUCUAGCCAUGAAAAAUGCCGGCUUAUUGGUCGGUCCUUUCAGCCUGCUGGCCAUCGGGAUCCUCACCGUGCAUUGCAUGGUCAUCCUGCUGAAUUGUGCUCAACACCUAAGUCAGAGGCUGCAGAAGACUUUUGUGAACUAUGGAGAAGCCAUGAUGUACAGCCUUGAAACCUGCCCAAACGCCUGGCUGAGAACACACUCAGUGUGGGGAAGGUACACUGUCAGCUUCUUAUUAAUCAUCACCCAGCUGGGCUUCUGCAGUGUUUAUUUUAUGUUUAUGGCAGACAAUUUACAACAGAUGGUGGAAGAAGUCCACGUGACCGCCAAAACCUGCGAACCCAGGAAGAUCCUGGUGCUGACCCCCAGUGUGGACAUACGCUUCUACAUGCUGACAAUUCUGCCCUUCCUGAUCCUGCUGGUGUUUAUCCAGAACCUCAGGGUGCUGUCCAUCUUCUCCACGCUGGCCAACAUCACCACCCUGGGGAGCAUGGCUCUGAUCUUUCAGUAUAUCAUGCAGGAGAUUCCAGAUCCCAGGAACCUACCGUUGAUGGCAAGCUGGAAGACCUUCUUACUGUUCUUCGGUACAGCCAUCUUCACAUUUGAAGGCGUCGGCAUGGUUCUACCUCUCAAAAACCAGAUGAAGCAUCCACAGCAGUUUUCCUUUGUUCUGUACUGGGGGAUGUCCCUUGUCAUCGUCCUCUACAUCUGCCUGGGGACACUGGGCUACAUGAAGUUUGGCUCGAACACCCAGGCCAGCAUCACCCUCAACUUGCCCAAUUGCUGGUUGUACCAGUCAGUCAAGCUGAUGUACUCCAUCGGCAUCUUCUUCACCUAUGCCCUCCAGUUCCACGUCCCAGCUGAGAUCAUCAUCCCCUUCGUGAUCUCCCAGGUGUCAGAGAGCUGGGCGCUGUUUGCAGACCUGUCUGUCCGCACAGCCUUGGUCUGUCUGACCUGUGUCUCAGCCAUCCUCAUCCCCCGCCUGGACCUGGUCAUCUCCCUGGUGGGCUCCGUGAGCAGCAGUGCCCUGGCCCUCAUCAUCCCUCCCUUCCUGGAGCUCAUCACCUUUUACCCUGAAGACAUGAACUGUACCACCAUUGUGAAGGACAUCAUGAUCAGCAUCCUGGGCCUUUUGGGGUGUGUAUUUGGAACAUACCAAGCCCUCUAUGAAUUGACCCAACCCAUCAACCAUUCCAUAGCCAACUCCACAGGUGUCUAUGCAUAA